This is a messenger RNA of Epinephelus moara (kelp grouper), 1797 nucleotides long. RefSeq names its product tubulin, delta 1 (gene tubd1). Gene Ontology annotation, molecular function: structural constituent of cytoskeleton; GTP binding. The record is from RefSeq and is a predicted model, not a curated record. Gene Ontology annotation, cellular component: cytoplasm; microtubule. Lineage: Eukaryota; Metazoa; Chordata; Actinopteri; Perciformes; Serranidae. The transcript is spliced from 8 exons. Gene Ontology annotation, biological process: microtubule cytoskeleton organization; mitotic cell cycle. Bases 212 to 1543 code for a protein of 443 amino acids.
AAAUGCCGUUCUAACUUCUCGUGGCGGCAGAAAACAGCUCGAGCACCAUUCUAACAACAUGAAGUGACAGCUCCGUGGAUUCAGUUUUAAACCCUUUAACUCGCAGUAUGAGUCCACCGUUAGAUUUCAGACUGUAGAUAUGUUCUCACACUGUUAUCGGACAACUGUCGAUCCUUCUGGAAAGUCUCCACUCUGCACACCUGAGUGAAACAUGUCCAUAGUAACAGUUCAGCUCGGUCAGUGCGGUAACCAGGUGGGUCACGAGCUGUUAGACGUCAUCUGCAACGAUGCUCAGGAGGGACAGAGGAAGGUGUACAGCUCAGCCAGCUGUGAGAGGUUCUUCCACCAGUCUACACAUGGAGAGCUUGUAGCCAGGGCGGUGCUGAUCGACAUGGAGCCCAAAGUGAUCAACCAGAGCAUCAGCAGGGCUGCAAAGUCUGGCAGGUGGAGGUAUGGAGAGGCCUCACACUUCAGCCAGAAGCAGGGCUCUGGGAACAACUGGGCGAAUGGGUACUGCGUCCACGGGCCUCGUCACAGAGCUGUGGUGGAGGAGCUGGUGAGGCGAGAGGUGGAGCGCUGUGACAGACUGGCUGGACUCAUGGCCAUGAUGAGUGUGGCGGGGGGGACAGGGUCUGGGGUUGGCACUUAUGUUACCGAGUGUCUCCGAGACAUCUACCCCAAGUCCUUCAUCCUCAACCACCUCACCUGGCCGUACGGGACUGGAGAGGUGAUAGUCCAGAACUACAACUCCGUGCUGACGCUGGCUCAUCUCUACCAGCUGUCAGACGCCAUCCUGGUGCACGAGAACGACACGGUGCACAGGGUCUGCAGUCAGCUGCUCAACAUCAAACACAUCUCCUUCAGUGAUGUCAACAGGGUGAUUGCUCACCAGCUGGGAAGCGUCCUGCAGCCCGCGCUCACUGCUGACUCCCAUGGAGUCUACAGCAGGAAUCCUCUGGGUGAGUUGGUGAGCGCCCUCGCGUGCCACCCGGAGUACAAGUUGCUCAGUGUGUCCACCAUCCCUCAGAUGGCCAGCUCCUCCAUCGCCUACAGCACGUUCAGCUGGCCGAGCCUGCUCAAACACCUCCGACAGAUGCUCAUCUCCAACACCAAGAUGGAAGAAGGUAUCGACUGGCAGGUGUGUCCUCCUGCAGCCUCUGAGCGGAGCAGGAGUCUCACAGCACCCAGCUUCAACAGAUCUCUGGCCAACCUGCUCAUACUGAGAGGGAAAGACGUCUACAGUGCAGAGACAGGUGGCUUCGAGGACCCAGCUCUGUACACCUCCUGGCUCUCAUCAGAAGCAGCUUUCAAUUUGUGGAAAUCCCCAGUGCCUUUUAAUAAGUAUGAAAAAUGUGCUACGCUGGUCAGCAACAGUCAGGCUCUGCUUAAACCUCUGGAUAACAUGGUGGGAAAAGCCUGGAACAUGUUUGCGUCCAGGGCCUACAUUCAUCAGUACGUUAAAUUUGGGAUCUCAGAGGAGGACUUUCUAGACAGCUUCACAUCUCUUGAGCAGGUCAUUUCCAGCUACAGUCAGCUGAGCUAGAAAUGGGAAACAAGCACCACCGUGCCUUCAGACUCUAUGUAGAUAAGACAAUACCAUCAAGUGGGACAUUCCUGGUGCUUUUUAUUUAUUAAAAAAAUAAAACGUAAAUAAAAGUCUCUGACAAGCUGAAUGCUAUACAAAUUCUUUGAGUUUGUGUUACAUCUGAAGCGGCAAUUUCUUCACUGGGACACCCAUUCAGUCUCUUCAAGGGGAAAAAUAUAGAAACUAUUUUUAUUAAAUUAUAUUUUAAUGGG